This is a messenger RNA of Ostreococcus lucimarinus CCE9901, 315 nucleotides long. RefSeq names its product Ribosomal protein S27, component of cytosolic 80S ribosome and 40S small subunit (gene RPS27). Lineage: Eukaryota; Viridiplantae; Chlorophyta; Mamiellophyceae; Mamiellales; Bathycoccaceae. Gene Ontology annotation, biological process: ribosomal small subunit assembly; translation. The transcript has 2 exons. Gene Ontology annotation, molecular function: RNA binding; structural constituent of ribosome. The record is from RefSeq and is a predicted model, not a curated record. Gene Ontology annotation, cellular component: ribosome; cytosolic small ribosomal subunit. Bases 1 to 315 code for a protein of 104 amino acids.
AUGUUUACGCACGCUCGAUCACGCACUGACAUCGCACGUGACGUCGCACGCGCCCAGGUUCUCGCUCAAGACAUCGAUCUUUUGAACCCGCCCGCCGCGCUCGAGGCUGGCAAGCACAAGCUCAAGCGAUUGGUGCAGUCGCCGAACUCGUUCUUCAUGGAUGUCAAGUGCCAAGGCUGCUUCAACAUCACGACGAUCUUCAGCCACUCUCAAUCCGUCGUCCUCUGCGGUUCGUGCUCUGCGGUGCUCUGCCAGCCGACCGGUGGUAAGGCGCGACUCACGGAAGGCUGCGAAUGGCGCCGUAAGGGCGAUUAA